CUGAACAUUCACCGGCACCACGCAUCUGAGGAAUGCUACACCAUCAUUUGGAUCAUGAGGCUGUAAGUCAAAUCUCGUAUAAGUAGGUAGGUCAAGUUCGUGUAUUCAUGUCUUUCUUUUCUUCCAUCAUCAACAACAUACAACGAACUACAACACAAUCUUUAUAGCUUCAGCUCUUAUUUCCUUACAACAAUCUUUCAAUCAACACAUUUCAUUGCUACAAUCACUAUAAGUCAACACAAGAACUUCACACAAACACUAUCAGCUUUUCAGCCUUGCAUAACAUAACCAAUCAGCCAUGCAUUCUUCAGUCUCAUUCGUCCUCGCGGCUUUGGCCUCAGGAGCCUUUGCUCUCCCUCUUACUGGUGUUACCAGCGACGCGGCUUCCAGCGACGCGGCUUCCACCACUUCCAACUACUGUGGCUUUGGCACCGCUGCUGACGGCUCAUGCAUUAUCCCAACUACUAGCACAACCACAGUGGCUCCUACAACCACCACAACUGUCUCUCACUAUUGCGGCUUCGGCACUGCUGCUGACGGAUCUUGCAAUCCUUCCACAACUACCACCACCGUCCCUACGACUACCACCACUUCCACAUACUACUGCGGUUUCGGUACAGCUCUCGAUGGCAAAUGCAAUCCUACCCCGACGACUACCAGCACCUCUACUACCACCACUUCCACCUUCUGGUGCGGCUUCGGCACAGCUCUUGAUGGAAAAUGCAACCCCACUCCAUCUACAACCAGCACUUCGACCACGACUACCAAGCCAGUGACCACCACGACCACCUCGACCACGACCAAGCCAGUGACGACCACAACCACCACAUCCGCCUCAACCACGCAUUGGUGCGGCUUUGGCACUGCUCUUGAUGGAAAGUGCAAUCCUACCCCCAGCUCAACCAGCACCUCGACCACCACCACCAAGCCAGUGACCACCACUACCACCACCUCGGCCUCGACCACGCAUUGGUGUGGCUUCGGUACCGCUCUUGACGGAAAGUGCAACGCUGCUUCUACCUCCACGAGCACUUCCACCACAACCACCAAGCCAGUCACCACCACCAGCACCACCACUUCUACUACAACCACCACUCCCGUCUCUCACUGGUGCGGCUUCGGUACCGGUGCCAACGGCAAAUGCAACCCCGCUCCUACCACCACGACCACCACAACAACUGGCUGCCCUACCCCAGUCACAGUAACCGUCACCGCCACCGUCACCCCAACCUGGCCUGCUCACGGCGGUUUCUACUACCGCCCCAGCCAAUGCAAGAACUGCCAGAUGAUCACCUACACUGAUGCCGCAAGCUCCAUUGUCACCAUCGCCGUGCCACCUACACCCUACGCCACUGGAUCUGCUUCCACUGUCACCUUCACUCCUUCCGCGGUCUCGGACAUCAAGUUCGCCCACCCUACCGGCAAGCACUGGUGAAUGGUCAGAGCGGGAGCUGCAGGAUAGCAGGUCGGAAAAAGUCUCUUGAGUAUUUUUGAGCAUAGCAUCGUCUGAGCGGUCUACAUUCCUUUCUUGAACAUCAGCAAGCGGCAUAGCGGGAUUGAUUUUAGUCUUUUUGGAAUUGAUAGCAUAGCGCUUGUACAUCAUAGAAAAGUUCAGUCACUCAUUUGAAUCUACACACAAAUAUCUUACAAAAA
Molecule: messenger RNA, 1653 nt
Organism: Exophiala viscosa
Lineage: Eukaryota; Fungi; Ascomycota; Eurotiomycetes; Chaetothyriales; Herpotrichiellaceae
Exons: 2
Coding region: 299-1435 (378 amino acids)
Source: RefSeq, a predicted model, not a curated record